CACAGACUCUCGAGAUUCAUCUCUGUUGGCUGUGAGAUCUGGUGUUUUUCUACCUGCAAUUGACCUGCGAGCCACCUGCCUUGGACCUGCUACUUACCUGCACUACAUCUGUGAUCCUCUAAUCCAGAACAAGUUUACACACACAUUGAUUCCAUUUAAAAAACACACUUAACUAAUUGUUAAUCCACACACAUACUCCUUCUCCACACAAGCACACAGACACACAAACACACACACACACACACACACACACACAUACACAAUUUGUUGAUUUCCCACUGCCAAGGUAAGUUGAAACAUUUGUGUAUUUGAAGGCUGACGUUGUCUGGUAAAGCAUUGUUUGUGAGUAUGAUUGGUACAGAUUCACUUUGAUUUUUAAAGUUUCAUUGUGAACUUUGAAAAAAUAUUAAUUUUGUUUGUUUUUCAUUCUUAGAUGCCCCGUGCCAAGUCCCACCGUCGUGCCCAGGCCCAGAAGCGGAGGAUGGCGCAGCCGCAGCCAUGGACCCCCCAGCCGCCUGUCCCCGAGUUCGUUGCUCGGCGCGGUACCGGUUACCGCCAUCGCGUGCGGAGAUGGCCAACUUCGGAGCUGACCCAGCGGAGCUUCAAGUUGGUCACUCCAGCCCAGAAGCCGGACCAGAAGAUGGUGUUCGUCGUGGGAGCCUCCCACCUGCGGCCCAUGGUGGAUGGAUUCGUCGCCAUGCCAGAGGUACCUCUCUCUUUUGCUUUUCUGUCUGUUCCAGGUGCACAGGCAGCAGAGCUGAGGACGGAGGUGUCCCACGCCACUCUCCCUUGGACCCCAGACGUUGUCUGCGUGAUGGCCCCCAGCAACAACCUGACAGCCAGCAGGAACAUCGGAGAGGCGUCGCUGGACUUCGGUGCUCUCCUGGCUACAGUCUGCAGCCGCUGGGCGAAGGUGUUUGUGCUGGAUUUCCCUCCACGCCUGAACAUCGAGCCUGGCCUGCAGGAGCUGUUUCGCCAGGAGUUCCGCCGUGUUGCAGCACGCAUGGGUCUCCCGUACGUGUCUGUGGCAGAGCACCUCCCUCUGGAUCGGUUGGAGCUGUGGAGCCGUGACGGUGUGCACCUCAGCGACAGCGAUGGAACACCGAUCCUGGUCCAGGUCCUGUGGGACGCCGCGGUCCGCCAGCUGGCUCCUCCUCCUCCUCCUCCGCCUUCGGUGCCCCCCCGGACUUCGCCUCGUGCCAGGGUCUCCCCCGUGCUGGUCGUGACGGGACACAGCCCCACGCCUCGUCACCGCGACCCACUGGAGUGGACCGUAGUCGGACAGGAGGGCAAGGCUCGAGCAUCUCCGGUGCAAGAGUCUGUCAUCCCGUCCAACCCCGUUUGGUUCAGCGGCGACAUGUUGGAUGCCAUGGAGACGGUUUCUCCUUCUUCAGACGACGAUGACGACACUGCCAUUCCACCAGCUGGCCAGACUUCCCGUGUGAGGCGUUCGCCAAGAGGUGUUGCCACAAGGCGCAGAGGAGGAAAGCGGCAGGUGCUGGCAACACCUUCACCUGCCCGUGUGACCGUGUCCGCCUCCGGGCCCAGACCAGCGGUGCAGCAGGUGGAGGCGACAGUCCAGGAGUCGGCCAGCGUGGUGCCAGGGGUGGUCGUCGGUCGGGAGGAGGUCGCUGCAGCGUUCCCCGCCGUCCUGGAGGUGCUGGCAAGACCUUCACCUGCCCGUGUGACCGUGUCCGCCUCCAGGCCCAGACCAGCGGUGCAGCAGGUGGAGGCGACAGCCCAGGAGUCUGCCAGCGCGGUGCCGGGGGUGGUCGUCGGUCAGGAGGAGGUCACCACAGCGGGCCCUGCUGUCUUAGAGGAGCAACAGAAGAUCGACAAAGCUAAGGCUGUUUUUGUUCCUUCUGUUUGUGUUCGUGAUGUUCAGUUAGAGUCUAACGCUAAUGCUGUGGCAACAGAGGCUAGCAGAGAUAGCAGCAGGAUUAGGCUAGCAAAAGUUGUGUGCGGAUCGUUUCAUCAGGGCGAUGCGCGAUUUGUGUAUGGUGGAGUGCAGUGUAUGGCUAUAGCUUUGGUCAGCUUAGCCAAACACACGGUGAGCAGCACGUUCUUGUGGGACAGGGUGGAUCUGGAUCGCGCGUUGGUUGAAGGUGAUGAGUUGUACACCAGUUUGCGUGACCUCAGCAUCUUCAGCCAUGUGUCUAAUCUGCUGUCUGUGCCAGAUUUGCCACAGCAGUUGGAAUUAGACGGACAGGUAUUUAGGUUCAGUUUUGGUGACACAGUGUUAGGCGAAAUAGGCGUGACCGAAGGUGAAUACAUCGAUUUCGGUGUGUUCACCAGCUUGUGGAAUGGACUGGAGAGGAUCUUCAGUCAAUACACCACAUGUCUUUUGACAAUGUGUGGAAACACCACUGCCAUCGUGCGUGAGGAUGGACGGUUCGCUGUGGUCGACAGUCACUCACGCAGUCAGACUGGCAUGUUACAGUCUAACGGUACAAGCGUGGUUCUGCAUUUCACGUGUCUUGAUGACCUGCACCACUACAUCUGUCGUUUGGCUGACAGUCUCCGUUCGAGGGAGAAGCUCUUUGAGCUGUGUGGUGUUACGGUCAGCACAGGUCCAAGUCCAGCGCGGUCUGGUGUGUCUGUGGAGAGUCUCAUCACUGAGAUGAGUGCUGCUCCAGCACCAGAGUCUAGUGUGCUCACUGAGGCUGGGAGAAAAAGUGUGGUUUCUGCAGGCAGUUCUGCGUCCGAGUGUGGUCUCGGCGUAGCCGCAAGUCCGGCACUGUCUGGCAUUUCUGUGUUGACUUUCUCCAGCGAGGUGAGCAGCGGUUCAGCGGCAGAACCAACAGUGACUGAUGGCAGAAAGCGUGUCAUUUCUUCCGACACUUGUAUGUCGAAGAAAUUCAAGAGCUUCGAUGCUAGCGAGGUCAAUUUUGACGUAGAGUUCAUUAGUGAGGUGAGAAAGGAAGAGCUGGUCUUCCGUCCCCUCGGCGUAGAUGUUUGCUGUGCUUUGUGUAGUAAGUUUAACGUUGACUGUGUGAAGGUUGGUAGUGCAGCAUCCACAGAGGUGGGGUUGUUAGGUGUUCCAUGUAGCAAAGAGAGGAUUGUGGCUGAUGGUAACUGCUUCUUCAGAGCCAUCUCUCAGGCUGUGAGUGGUUCACAGAAGCACCAUCGCAGGAUCAGGCUAGCUGUGUGUAAAGAGUUAGAAAAGAAUGCAGAUAGGUAUCAGAGUCUUUUGAGAAGUGAGUACUCCUCUGUGUUAGAGUACAUUCAGCAGUCCAGGAUGAGACGUGUCGGCAGUUGGGCCACAGAGGUGGAGAUCCAGGCGACAGCGGAUUGUUUAGGUGUUAGUGUGUAUACUUUCUAUGAUGGACGCUGGUUUAAGUAUAGCUGUAACAGUAAACUUUUGUCGGCACAGUGUAUUUACAUAGAGAAUAUCAGGGGACAGCAUUUUGAGAAUGUGAUUUGUGUGUGUAAGCCUGGACUGCAGAGUUGUUACAGUUACUGUAAGGUUAGGGAAGUGUCAGGUUAUAGCAUAAGGUCAAGAAGGAUGGAUGUUGUGGUUGAUAGUGAUAACACAGCGGUUGGGUGUAGUAGUGUAGAAGGUUUUGUUGGUGUAGAGAAUAGUGACAAGGUUGUGGAGGCUGCUAGUGAGGUAGUUUCAGGUAGGGAGUCUUUUAAGUCAAAGUAUCUGAGGCGGAAAAAAGGGGCGCAGGAAAAGUUGGAUAUGUCACUUAGGGAGAAACGGCAGUUUAGGAUUAGGAAGAUAUAUAAAGAAAAUGUGGUGUUCAGGGAGAAGGCAAAGUUGUGGAGUGUAGGGAAUUAUAGUAAGAAUUUGCCCCACAGAGAGAGGGUUAAACAGAUGAGUAUUAGUAAAUACAGAGAAAGCAUUGAACAUAGGGAGAGAGUGAAAGCCACAAGUUUGGUCAAAUAUAGGGACAGCAUUGAGCAUAGGGAGAGAGUUAAAGCCAGGAGUUUUGUCAAAUAUAGGGGUAGCAUUGAGCACAGGGAGAGAGUUAAGGGCAGGGGUUUUGUCAAAUAUAGGGAUAACAUUGAGCACAGGGAGAGAGUUAGGGAGAGAGUUAAGGACAGGAGCUUUGUCAAAUAUAGGGACAGUAUUGAACACAGGGAGAAACGUAGAGAAAGGAUUAAGAGCAAAUAUCGUGGUAGUGUAGAGUACAAGCAGAGAGUGAUUUCCAGUGUGAGGUUAGGAAGAAAGCAGAAGGUAGAGAAGUGUAAAGAUUUUAGUUUUGUUAUGGAGCAGUUUUUAGAAAAGGUCAGAGAUGGACCAGAUUUUGUGUGCUGUGUUUGUCACAGAUUGUUUUUUAGAUAUCAAGUAGUGAGUUGUGCAAGGGAAGCUUAUAGGCAAAGUUCAGCAACAGCUGCUAUUGCAGAUAAGUGUAUAGGUAAGCAUUAUUUGCAUAUCUGUAAUGAGGAGUGUGUUGUGCCAUGUUCCUUGGUGUCAUCGCGUGGUCAGCUGUGGAUUUGUUUCACGUGUCAUGGUAAGCUUAGUGCAGGUGAGAUGCCGGCUGAAUGCUGGGUUAAUAACUUGGAGCUUGAUCCCAUUCCGUCUGAACUGGGAUGUCUGAAUAGUUUAGAGCAGCAUUUGAUAGCUUUGCAUAUUCCGUUUAUGAAAAUGUUGGCACUGCCUAAAGGUGGGCAGAAUGGAGUACAUGGACCGGUGACAUGUGUUCCAGCCGACAUUGUUCAGACAACGAAUGUGUUGCCGCGUUCGAAUAUGGAAGGGUCUCUGCUUCAGGUUAAGCUGAAGCGGAAACUCACGUAUAAAGGCUAUUACGAGUACCAAUUUGUGGAUACGUUGCGUGUAAGACAGGCGCUAGAGUACUUAAAGAGGACAAAUGUUCAUUAUAGGGAUAUAGAGUUUAAUGAGGACUGGGUAAAUGAGUUUGUUAGGCAGGAAGAUAGGGAGAAGGAAGAGGCCGAGUCAGGCAGUGAGGGUGAGGCUGAGGUUAGGUCAGGUCAGGACAGAGGUCAGGGUGAAACUGGUGAUGUACAGGAAUCAGCAGACAUAACACAGGAUGAACUGUUACAUGACAGACAACAGCACUGCAUGUUUCAGGACACUUGUCUUAUGCCUGUUGAUAUUGGUCAGGAAGCUUUAGAUCAGUAUUUUAAGGAUAUUUUGAACAUUGCGCCUGCAGAAGGGAAUAGUCCGGUAAGAAUGCUUUCUGACCACACGAAUGAGGCAAAGUGUUUCCCUGUGUUGUUCCCUGCGGGUGAUAAGACCUUCCAUGAUGGACGGUCUCAUCACUUGACGUUGUCGCGUUAUCUUAAUAACCGGAUUAUGCAUGCCGACGGUCGUUUUGCGCGGAACGUCGAGUACAUAUUUUUUGCGCAGUACAUGUCAGAGUUGGACAGGGUUGUGUCCAGUGUUUCCGUCGCUUUGCGUAAGGGCAAAGGAGGUCAGAGGCCUCAACGCAUUACUGAGGACAUGUUAACGGAUGCGGACGCCUUGAAGCAGUUGUUGGCAUGUGAUGACGGGUUUAGGUUUCUUAAACCCAUUAGAGGAACUCCGGCCUUCUGGCAGUCUGUUCAGAAGGAUGUGAUGGCUUGCGUGCGUCAGUUGGGUAUUCCGACGUGGUUUUGUUCGUUUUCGUCUGCGGAUAUGCGCUGGCAGAAUCUCCUGACCAGCAUCCUGAAACAGGAAGGCAGAUCGCAGACGGUAGAGGAUUUGGAGUGGGCUGACAGGUGCGAGUUGCUGCGUCGUAAUCCGGUCACCGCGGCGAGGAUGUUUGACUACAGGUGGCAUUGUUUUCUGAAAGAGGUUCUCAUGUCUCCCUGUCAACCAAUCGGCAAAAUAAUCGAUUACUUUUAUAGGGUAGAAUAUCAGCAAAGAGGCUCACCACAUGUACACUGUUUGUUUUGGAUCGAGGGUGCUCCCCAAAUUGAUAGAAACACAGAUGAGGAGGUGGUAAAAUUUAUUGACCGUUACGUUACAUGUGAGCUACCCUCAGAUGAUGACACACUAUUGGACACGGUGUCAUCUGUUCAAACGCAUUCCAAACGACAUUCAAAGUCGUGUAGAAAACACAAAACAAUAUGUCGUUUCAAUUUCCCAAAACCUGUUUCUGCGCGGACAUUCAUUUGUAGAAUGUUAGAAUGCAAGUGUGAUAAGAAAAAGACAGCGGAGACCGAACCUGGUUCAGAAAACAGGCCAGUCUGUAAGUGUUUUGAGGAUAGGGAUAAGAUGCCAGAAAACGUUGCGCAGGCUAUUCUAACAGCUGUUAAGAGAGCUGUAGAAAGUGAUGUGCCUCCUGCUAGUGUAGAGGACUUGUUUUGUGCUUUAGGAAUGAAUCAGGAGAUCUUUGAGCUGGCUUAUAGGCGUUUAGAGAAGAGGCAUAAGGUUGUGUAUAGGAGAGGGGUGAACGAGGUUUGGGUUAAUCAGUAUAGUAAGCAGUUGUUGAAGUGCUGGAACGCUAACAUGGACAUUAGCUUUGUCACCGACGCCUACGCAGUAGUAAUAUACAUACUAUCGUAUAUUACGAAAGCAGAGAGAGAAAUUGGCCUAUUAUUGACUAAUGCCCAAAAAGAAGCCAAAACACAAGGGAAUCUCUCUGCUAAAGAAGCCCUGCGGAAGCUGGGCAGUGUAUAUUUACACAACAGAGAUGUUUGUGCGCAGGAGGCGGUGUAUAGGCUAACGAACAUGCACCUGAAAGAGUGUUCCAGGAAGGUCGUGUUUGUGCCGACAGGUAGCAGGAUAGUUAGGAUGAGUUUGCCCCUUAGUGUUUUGAGGCAGAAGGCAGCCUCCCGUGAUCUUGGGGAGGAUGAGAUGUGGAUGACAGGCAUAGUGGAUAGAUAUAAGAAUAGGCCUAACAGCGAUGUGUUUGCAAACAUGUGUAUGGCCACCUUUGCAUCUGAGUAUCGUGUUCUCACCAAAAAUGAAAAGUCUAAGGACAGAAUUCAAUUGAACAAUGAUUUAGGAUUUAUUCUGAGGAGAACACGCACUCAGUUUGCAGUGGUGCGGUACAUGCGUUUCAGUUUGGAUAGACAGGAAGAGGCACAUUUUCAGAGCCUGCUGCAGUUGUUUCUUCCUUAUAGAACUGACUCAGACCUCAAACCUGAAGGCUUUGAGCUGUUUGAGCAGUUCUAUAACGAUGGCCAGGUGACGUUUAGCGACGGGUCUGUGCAUUUGGUUCGCAAUGUUGUCGGCGAGAAUAGGGCCAGGUUUGAGGUCAAUUGUCCUCAUCUUGAGUUAGCUCAGGAGAUAGCUGCGCAGAACAACGGGGUAGAUGAAGAUGUUUGGGGUGAGCUGUGUCCUGAACAGGAAGCGGAACGCCUUGAAGGUUUAGAGGAGAGGAGGCAGCAGCGGGAAGGUGAGAUAGCUGAGGAACAGUUAGUUGAAGCGAUGGAGAAUGUUCCAGAUUUGAUUGUUGGUGGCAGACAGGUAGCACAGGUAGAGAGAAACAGGUCCAUUUUGUCUAGAAGUGACGGUUUGGCGCUCAUUAGGUCUCUGAAUGAGACACAGCUGGCUGUUUUUUAUAAGGUGAGACAGUGGUGUUUGCAGAAGGUGAUGGGUAAAAACCCAGAGCCUCUGCGUGUAUUUGUGACAGGUGGCGCAGGAACGGGGAAAAGUCAUUUGAUUAGGGCUAUUGAGUAUGAGGCAGGGAGGCUGCUGUCAACACUUUGUGAACAACCAGACGAUAUCUGUGUUUUGCUAACUGCUCCUACUGGCAUAGCUGCAUACAAUUUAAAUGCAGCAACAAUUCAUCACACAUUGAGUAUUGGCAAACAGGCUAGUUUACCUUACACCCCUCUGGGUGAAGAUAAACUAAACUCUUUGCGAGCUAAAUUGAGUCACCUCCAAAUUUUAAUUAUUGAUGAAAUCAGUAUGGUAGAUCACAACGUGUUGGCUUAUGUGCAUGGUAGGUUGAGGCAGGUGAAGCAGACAGGCGACUUUUCCCCGUUCGGUAAUGUUAGUGUGAUAGCUGUCGGGGACUUCUAUCAGUUGCCUCCUGUUAAAGGGAAGCCUCUGUAUAGUAGUCCUGUUGGUGUGGACCUGUGGUGCAAUUUCAGCAUCGUGGAGCUGAAAAAGAUAGUUAGGCAGAAGGAUAGUGUUUUUGCUGAGCUGCUUAAUAGGUUAAGAGUGCGUUCCAGGGCCACCCCAAUGUUAGAUAGCGAUGUUGAAAUGCUGAAGAUGCGCGAGACCGGCGAGGUGAGCUCAGCCUUGCAUAUCUUUGCGACGAAUAGGCAAGUAAGUGAGCACAACCUAAAUUAUCUGUUUGACUGUUGUCCUGAUUAUGUCACCAUUGAAGCGCAAGACUUCGUGAAUAACAGGACAACAGGGAAUUUGGAACGGAUGCCUGGGCAUCACGGCGUUGCGGCGGACACGUCUUUACCAGAGACUCUGUGUUUAGCGAGGAACGCGCGAGUGAUGUUAUGUAAGAAUGUGGAUGUUGCGGACGGCCUGGUCAAUGGAGCAUGUGGCACGGUUACUCAGUUAGUUUUUGGAGAGGAUUCCACGUUUCCUCUCACCGUGUAUGUCAGAUUUGAUGAUGAGAAUAUUGGUUCAGAUAGGAGGAAAAAACGUGCACAUGCAGCAGUAGAAUGCCUGCAGUCUACUGCCAUUGAUCCCGAGACGGAAAGAGCCACUAAACGUGGCGGUGUGCGUCGUCAGUUUCCUCUGAGGUUAGCGUGGGCUUGCACUGUUCACAAAGUGCAAGGACUCACUGUAGAUGAGGCGGUGGUGUCUUUGAAGAGGGUGUUUGCACCGGGGCAGGCAUAUGUAGCGCUGAGUCGUGUUAGGGCCUUGUCUGGACUGAUCAUCAGGGAUUUUACAGAGAAGGUAAUUUACUGCAAGGACGCCAUAAAGGAGGCCUUGGAUAGUAUGCCUCCAUUUUUGAUUGAGCAGCCAAAGCCUUCAUUAAAUGCACACAGUUUCUCUGUGUAUUUAAUGAACGUUCAAAAUUUAAGUCGCCACUUGGUAGAUUUGGUGUCUUGCACGCAGCAUUUACAGCUUAACUGUAUUGCUGUGACAGAAACGUGGCUCACUGCACAGUCCUCAUUAGACGGUGUCCAAAUUGAAGGUUACACUUUCCACAGUCGUCCUCGAGGCUUGUGUUACAGCAGCAGUAACCCCAAAUUGUUAGAGUUAAAGGACCUAGAACAUGGUGGAGUUGGUUUGUAUAGUGUAGACAAUUUGGACUGUAACAUUCUGCAGGUACCCGAUUUGAAUCUGGAGUGUUUGGUGUGCCUGUGCAACAAAUUUAACAUAUUGUUGGCAGUAAUAUAUCGUCCACCAUGUUAUCCAAAUUCUUUAUUCAAACAAAAUCUGGGGAGGUUACUUGAUUGGUUACAUCCAAUCAGUAACACAAUUGUAAUAAUGGGGGAUUUCAAUGACAACAUCUUAAAAACAUCAUCAAUUUCCAAAUUUAUGGGUGAAAAAGGUUUUAGUCAGCAUGUAACACAAGAGACUACAGAGAAGGGGACACUAAUUGAUCAUGUUUAUGUGAAAACAACACAGUAUAAUGUCGAAUGUGCAGUGAUGCCCACGUAUUUUAGUGAUCACGAAGGUGUUUUGUGUAGUUUUAGUGUUAACGAUGAUCAGGGGUUAGUCGUUGACUUCGAGGAGGUAGAGGGCCUCUUCGAGUCAGACGUAGAUUUUGAUGAGGAUUAGGUUGUGUUUGGCAAAGGAGGCAAACAAUGAAUUCACACUACCGGUGUAAAUUCUUUGUUUGAUGAGUCAAACGGAGCUACAUUGCAGUGUCCCGGUGCAAAUGUUAGUGUUGUUUGUGUGUUGGUGUAGUGCAGGUUUAUCUGUAGCUUUUUAAGAGGAAACUGACUUGUGGUGUGUUGUGUUGUUCAUGGUGUGUACAUUAGCUACCACUAUGAAUGUUGUCUUUGUGUAGAGCCUGUCCCACUUAAAUUGUAUAGAUUGUGUUAUUUAUUUUUAUAGAUAUUUAUAGUAUUUAUAUCAUAUUUAUUGGGAUUUUAGAUUGUUAUUUAUUGUAUUUAUGAAUAGUAUUUAUACUAUGUAUUUAUUAUUGCAAUUUUAGAUUAUGAAUUAUGUGGAAGUGUCAUGUAUUUAUUAUAUGGAAUUGAUUAUGUUGAGAUUUUAGAUUAGGCAAAUCAUGUGUUCCAGGUGGAAGUUGUAGUUAUGGAGAAUCAUGUGUAGGGACGUAAUUCAUGUAAUCGUGUGUCACAGGUGUUAGUAAUUAUGAAUGUGUUAGUCUCUGUUUGCCACGUGUUAGCUGUUUGACUAUGUUCAAAAAUUAAAUGUAUAUCUGUUCAAAGUUGUAUAUAGUUCUGCAUGUUUGAGUUCAUGUCGCCUUCAUGUGUACUGUCUGUAUACAAGAGGUUCACUUUCAAUAUUUAAGUGCUCCUCUGGUGUGCAUGAACUCAGAGCAAAUCUGUUGUGGCACAACAAGGCACAGACUUCUCAUUCUGUAUGCCUGAGCUGCCAAAACAGGACAGUUAAAUUAAAAUAAAUACAUAAAUAAAUGUAUGUAUGUAUGUAUGUAUGUGUAUGUAUAAAUAAAUAAAUAAAUAAAUAAAUAAAUAAAUAAAUAAAUAAAUAGUAAAUAAAUAAAAACAACACAAAGAAACAUUUGCCUUAGAAUUUGUCUUUGUUUACUCUGAGGGGAACUUCCUGGUGGAAGAUGCUCCUGUGGUGCAGCGUCCCCAGCCUCCGUACCCCCAAGUGAUGGUGAUGUGGCCUUGUACCAAGUGGGAUCGUGAGACACAGACAGCACAUGUGGUGUUUUUUAUGAUUACAUUUAUUUUCAGUAACUGACAUAUUCUCUGGACAUAGAUACAUCUACAUGUUGAUGAAAUUGUUUUGAAAAAUAAAUUAUAUAUUGUUAAGCACAAAAUGUUGUCUGUGAUAUGUUAUAAAUGAAGGUGGUUUCUAUAUGGUGUGGAAAAACAACCGUUGGUAGUAAUUCGGUAGUAAGUAGUAAUAGUAGUCCUGCUUUACUGUGUU
Myripristis murdjan (pinecone soldierfish) is the source of this 10894-nucleotide messenger RNA. RefSeq lists its product as uncharacterized. Gene Ontology annotation, molecular function: DNA helicase activity; ATP hydrolysis activity. Bases 434 to 9589 code for a protein of 3051 amino acids. Gene Ontology annotation, biological process: telomere maintenance; DNA repair. The transcript is spliced from 13 exons. The record is from RefSeq and is a predicted model, not a curated record. NCBI's taxonomy places the organism in Eukaryota, Metazoa, Chordata, Actinopteri, Holocentriformes, Holocentridae.